AUGUAUACUGUUAAUAAAAAUAGAAAAACAAUUGUAAUUUUUUUUCCGUUUAUAUUAGAAGAUAAUAUUCAGUUGAUUUUAUACGGGGAUUUAAAUUCAUUUAGUGAUGUCGUUAAUAUAUUUUUUACAGUAAAAAUAACUGAAGCCAAUAAACCGACAAACUUUAAAUGCAUUUGUGAAAAUUUUUCAUCAGAACAAGAAAGGCAUAAAAAUUGGAUUUUUAUUACCAUUAAAAAUAAAACACUAAAAAUAAAGACACUUAAAUUAAAUGGAAUAAAUGAAAAUUAUAAAGAAUUUCUCAUUUUAUGGAUUAACUACAAUUAUAAACUAUUUUCCACUUGUGAAUUUUCAACAUCAAAAACAAGUAAAGCUUCUUUUAGUAAAGAAAGUUAUUUUAGUCACCUCAUUAAUAAAGUAGAUGAAAAUAUUAAUUAUGAGAAAAAGAAAAAAAAUGAUUAUUAUGGUGCAAAGAUUUUUAAUUUGCUAUUAAACUUUGUAUUUUUAAUAGUGCAUAAAUUAACUCAAAAAAGCAAAAAAAUAUUAUUUCUUUCCAAAUAUCUUAGUAUAGUAUUACAUUUAAAUAAUUACUUUGAUGCUUUGCUAUGGGCUUUAAAGUCAAUUAAAAGAAAACAAAAAAUUGAUGUUAAAGUUACAAAUUUUCUAUUAUCAUCUGUAUUGGAUACAAUUUUAGGAAUUAUAUUUUUAAAUUGGUUAAAUUCAAAAAUAUCAUUGGAUUCAUCGGCAACAAUUUUUUUAAAUUCUGCUGAAUCUAUAGUCGAUUCGAUUAAAAAUUUGAUUAAUUGGCUGAGUGGAGAUCCAGCCGGAUUAAAGUUAAAUUGUGCAUUUAAUCAGAUAUUAGCUAAUUUUUUUAUAUUUCAUAUUGAAAUUUGGUGGAACUUUUUAGGUUAUAUUAAAUUUAUUGUCAAGAUAAUAUUUCAAAUUUUUUUAAUAUUAGGCCUUAUGGGAAUUACUUUUCAAGCUUCCAUAGCAAUUGAUUUAUUGGCACUCGUUAGUUUUCAUAUUUUUUUCAUUCAUGCCUAUGCGGCUAAAUUAUACAGUAUACAAUCUUCAACAUUAAUAUCGUUGUGGAGAUUAUUUUUGGGGAAAAAGAAAAAUCCUUUAAGAGGAAAAGUUGACUCUUGCGAUUAUACACCAGAGCAAUUAUUUGUCGGAACUUUGGCAUUUACAAUUUUGUUAUUUUUACUUCCCACCACACUUUUAUAUUAUGUUGUUUUUACAUCUGUAACUGCAAUUUGGUUUUACCAGUUUACACAACAUUUUUAUGGAUUAUCAGAUCUUCGAAAAUACUAA
This is a messenger RNA of Pediculus humanus corporis (human body louse), 1311 nucleotides long. RefSeq lists its product as uncharacterized. Gene Ontology annotation, biological process: GPI anchor biosynthetic process. The record is from RefSeq and is a predicted model, not a curated record. The coding region runs from base 1 to 1311 and encodes 436 amino acids. Gene Ontology annotation, cellular component: membrane; endoplasmic reticulum. The transcript is spliced from 4 exons. Lineage: Eukaryota; Metazoa; Arthropoda; Insecta; Psocodea; Pediculidae.